UCGGCGCCGGGCGGCCACGGGCGGGCCUCGCAGCUUGCAGGCCUACCAGGAUGGAGGGGAAUGCCGAAAUGGAGAUGCUGAGGACACUGAAGGGGCCCUCCACGGGAGAGGUCAACGUGCACCUGGUGGCCAGAGACAGUCCAGGUUCCAGCUCUCACCUGCCCGCUACUGCCUUCAUCAUCCCAGCCGGCUCGGCCACCCUUGGCCUGCCCAGCAGUGCCCUGGAUGUUUCCUGUUUUCCGCGGGAGACGAUCCAUGUGGGCGCUCCGGAGCGAGUGGCUGGCAGCGUCCCCGUCACGGCCACCGUUCUGCCGCAGUUAAGCGCGGGGCCUGCGGCCAGCUCCAGCGCCACCACCGUGGGGCUCCUGGAGUGGACCGAGGCUGCGGCCCCGCCUCCUGGGAGCGGCCUGCGGUUCCGGAUAAGCGAGUACGCACCGCUGAACAUGGUAGGAGCGGAGCAGCCCCCGAGCCCCGAGCUACGGCCCGAAGGUGUGGCCGAAUAUGAAGAUGGCGAGGCCCCGGCGGGAGGUGGCGAUGCGGGCACCCAACAGCCGGCGGACCUCCCCCAGGAUCCUCCAGAAGAUCCCCCCCAGGAUCCCCCAGAAGAUGAUGGCACUUGUCAGUGCCAGGAGUGUGGACCUCAGCAAAGCGCGGGUCCAGAUGCUGCUGGUUCCUCCAAUGAUGACUGCCCGCCACUGUUCCAAGAGCGGUCAGUCAUAGUGGAGAACUCCUCAGGCCAGAACUCCUGCACCAGCACUUCUGAGCUUCUCAAACCCAUGAAGAAGAGGAAGCGCAGGGAAUACCACAGCCCGUCGGAGGAGGAGUCAGAGCCUGAGGCCUUGGAGAAGCAAGAAGAAGGAAAGGAUCCAGAGGGCCAACCCACUGCUCGCACCCCAGAAAGUGAGGAGUGGAACAGCCAGCCUGCAUCAGGGGAGAAGAAGGAAGGCUGGUCAUGGGAGUCCUACCUCGAGGAGCAGAAGGCUGUGACUGCCCCUGUCAGCCUCUUCCAGGACUACCAGGCAGUCACUCAUAAUAAGAAUGGCUUCAGACCGGGCAUGAAGUUGGAAGGCAUCGACCCUCAACACCCGUCCAUGUACUUCAUCCUCACCGUGGCCGAGGUGUGUGGCUACCGCCUACGUCUGCACUUUGAUGGGUAUUCCGAGUGCCAUGACUUCUGGAUCAAUGCCAACUCCCCUGACAUUCACCCCGCUGGCUGGUUUGAGAAGACUGGGCACAAGCUGCAGCCCCCCAAAGGUUACAAGGAGGAGGAGUUCAGCUGGAGCCAGUACCUGCGCAGCACCCGAGCUCAGGCCGCCCCCAAGCACCUGUUUGCGAGCCAGAGCCACAGCCCCCCACCCCUGGGCUUCCAGGUGGGCAUGAAGCUGGAGGCGGUGGAUCGCAUGAACCCGUCCCUCGUCUGUGUGGCCAGCGUGACCGACGUGGUGGACAGCCGCUUCCUCGUGCACUUUGACAACUGGGACGAUACUUACGACUACUGGUGUGACCCCAGCAGUCCCUACAUCCACCCGGUGGGCUGGUGCCAGAAGCAAGGAAAGCCCCUCACUCCUCCACAAGACUAUCCAGACCCUGAUGGCUUCUGUUGGGAGAAAUAUCUGGAAGAAACCGGGGCCUCUGCUGUGCCCACCUGGGCCUUCAAGGUGCGGCCCCCACACAGCUUCCUGGUCAACAUGAAACUGGAAGCCGUGGACCGCAGGAACCCAGCCCUGGUGCGCGUAGCCAGCGUGGAAGAUGUGGAGGACCAUCGGAUAAAGCUCCACUUUGAUGGCUGGAGUCAUGCCUAUGACUUCUGGAUUGACGCCGACCACCCGGACAUCCACCCCGCGGGCUGGUGCUCCAAGACAGGGCAUCCCCUGCAGCCUCCUCUCCGACCCAGAGAGCCCAGCUCUGCCUCCCCUGGGGGCUGUCCCCCUCUCAGCUGUCGGAGCCUGCCACACACUAGGACCUCCAAGUACAGCUUCCACCACCGGAAGUGCCCCACUCCUGGUUGUGAUGGUUCCGGCCACGUCACAGGCAAGUUUACAGCUCACCACUGCCUCUCGGGCUGCCCCCUGGCUGAGAGGAACCAGAGUCGGCUGAAGGCGGAGUUCUCCGACACAGAGGCCUCGGCCCGUAAGAGGAACCUCACGGGCUUCUCCCUAAGGAAGAAGCCUCGCCAUCACGGCCGGUGCGGAGGGCAAGGGUGCAGGAACUCGUGUCCUCUGGGGCCAGGCCAGGCACUGAUUCCCUGCCACGGACCCGGUCCCUCUCUCUCCAGGAUUGGCCGUCCUCCAAAGUACCGGAAGAUCCCGCAAGAAGAUUUCUCGAGACACCAGACUGGAUGAGAGCCCACCCUAACGGCCUCAUUUGAACUUAAUCACCUGUUGAAAGACCCGUCUCCCAAUACAGCUGACCCUUGAACAACAGGGGUUUGAACUGCGUGUCUCCACUUAUGUGCGGAUUUUUUAUAGCACAGUACUAUAAAUGUGUUUUCUUUAUGAUUUUCUUACUAACAUUUUCUUUUCUAGCUUCCUUUAUUGUAGGAAUACAGUAUAUAACCCAUAUAACAUACAAAAUCUAUGUUAAUUGACUGUUUAUAUUGGUAAGGCUCCCAGUCAACAGUGGGGUAUUAGCAGUGAAGUUUUUGGGGAAGUCAAAGUUAUACAUGGACUUUGACUGCAUGGGGUGUUGGUGCCCCUCACCCCCACAUUGGUCAAGGAUUAAAUGUAUAGUCCCAUUCAGAGGUACUGGGGGUAAGGCUUCAACAUAUGAAUUUGGGGGGAAUACAGUGAAGCCCAUAGCAUGCUCCAAAGGGAGGGACAAGGUGACUGAGCCUUCCUUUGGGUGACAGAUUCACCUCAUGUCUUCAGCCACCGGCACAGGGCCUGAUAGAUAGCAGGAGCUCUAGGGCUCUUGCCUUAGUGGAGUUGAAUGCCCAUGGUCUUAAGGCUAGAAGAGACCAUGGGAGAUCACCUGGUUCAGUGCUCAGUUUGUGGACAGGACUUAAGCUCUUCCAGUUCUUCAGGAACAGUCUCUGCAACCUGGACUAUAUGGCAUGGUCGUUAAAAGCACAGUGCUGGAGUCAGACGGCCUUUUACGGGCUGGGAGACCUCGGGCAGGUGACCCCCCUCUGAGCCUCAGCUUGCUCAUCUGUGCAAUGCUGAUGAUAUGCCCACCUCAGAAGGUAGUAGGGGGCUUAAAUAAAAAGGUCAAGUAAAGGGCUUAGCACCAGUACCUACUGGUAUUAUUAGCCCUGUGUGUGUGGUUGACCUCCUCGUGCUGCCGUUCCAUACUCCUCUUGGUGGAAGCAGAAGGCACUUCCUGAGGCUUCAGGCUUGAGUGAGGAGGGGCUUGGCCAGCCUCCCUGCCCUCAGAGUGAGGACUUCUGGGGACGGGACUAUAGUGGGCAUCUUCUCUACCUGACUGUGGGACACCUGGCCAGCUUCCCGUCCAGGGCCAGGUUCUGACCACCAGGAGGCGCAUGCCUGUGUGUUCAUUCCAGAAGCAUCGUGAGAACUUGGGAAGUUGUCUUUCCAGAGACUGAGGCUAUGGCGGGAGAGGGUGAGGAAGGGCUUACCCAAUAAUAAUAAUAAUAAUGCUGUAGGUUGAAUGUUUGUGUCCCCCCACAAAUUCAUAUGUGAAACCAAAUGGUAUUAGGAGGUGGGGCUUUGGGGAGGUGGUUAGGUCAUAAGGGUGGAGCCCUCACAAAUGGGAUCAGUGCCCUUAUAAAAGAGACCCCCAAGAGCUCCCUUGCUCCUUCCACCAUAUGAGACCCAGCAAGGGAAGUUGGCUGUUAGCCAGGAAGUGGGCCUUCACCAUAUACCAAAUCUGCUGCUGCCUUGAUCUUGGAUUUCCCAGCCUCCGUGACCGUGAGGAAUACAUUUCUGUUGUUUGUAAGGCCAAAGAAACCAAAAACCCAGCAGCUUCUGACUUGUCCCUAGUUGGCUCGCAGUUCGAUAAGACACCUGCUGCCCGCAAGAGCCCCCAUCCCGUGCUCUGGGGAAGAAAGAGAAGGAGCAGGGCUCCCUACAGCCUCUUGGCCUUGUCCCCCAAGACCCCUCCGCUGGUACGUGGAGAACCAGAAACAGCCUCAGAGGCAGGAGGCCAAACCUCCUCUGGCCAGGAGAUGGCCAGGAGAUGAAGCGCUGGGCAGAGGCUGCCCAGGGAGAGGCUCCUGGUGCCGCCGGCAGGCACCGAGAGCUGGCUGAGUGGCGCCCGGGAGCGGCUCCCUCGUGGGGCUGGAGGCCGGCUCCUGGGGUCCGAUGAGCAGGGAUGGCAGCAGGCAGGAGGAGCUACAGAGGGCGGCGCGGGGAGGUGGGGGGAGAUCCUAAUAGGAUCCUGGAGGCUCGGCGGGUGGUUGCGAGGGGCAGGGUCGGGGCGAAAGGCCAAAGCUAAGGGGCCCAAAGGAUCAGGGCAGGGACCGUCUGUGACGAGAAGGGGGCGGUGGCGAGGGGCAGCCUCGGGUCCAGAACUGACGCCCAGUGAACAGCAAAGAGGCAGCUCUCUUGGGCUGUGAGCAGAGAGAGGCAGGGCAGGCCCCGUGGGGCAGAGGCCACAUGGCUCAGGGCCUGCUGAGGCUGGCAAGGUAGGCAGGGGCCAGGCUCGUCAGAGAGGCCAAAGGGAGUUGAAGUCCAGGCAGGUGAGCGCCGGGCCUGGCCAAGGAGGAGGCCCCGCAGAGCAGCAUCACUCCUGAGACCCCCUAGCAGCAGCCGAGGCUGGAGGCUGGGAGGCAGGCCCCAGGCAGAGCGGCGGGCAGCGUAGGCAGGGGGUGGAGCGGAGCAGGCUGGGGUGGGGUAGGGGAGAGGAGCGGAGCCGGACACAGUGGCCGCAGCUUCCGGGGGCGGGGGGUUCCCACACGGAGACCCCCUGACUCUGCUUCAGUUGGUCAGGGCCCCAAAGGCCUCAGGAAAAGGAGGGCAAACCGAACGGGCUUCUGCUGCCCAGGCUGAGAGUCUUGGCUGUUAGAGGCCAUUCUGGUGUGGAGCAUCUGGAGAACUGUUGGGAAUGCCUCAGCAUCUUGUGGGGCCCAGGGUGAUACAGCCUGAGAGAGAUGGGGCCGGGUCCUUCCUCACGGCUGACUCCCGAGAGUCCGCAAAGCGAGAGACUCACUUAACCAGGGGGAGCGAGCAGUGCAUGAGGGGUCCCGUCGCCCUCCCUCUUGGCUCUGCGAGACUCUCACUCAGAAGGGGGCCGUUGUCCUCCCGAGGGGCAUGGGUACGAGCGGGCCUCGGGGAGCAGCUGAGUCCUCAGCAUCGGCCUGCAGCCUCGGCCUCUGCCUCUAGCGCUAGCCGCCGACGCCGUGCACCAGUCCCUCUUCAUGUCGGCCCUGUCGGCCCACCCGGACCGCUCGCUGUCCAUGUGCUGGGAGCAGCACUGCAAGCUCCUGCCGGGAGUGGCGGGCA
Molecule: messenger RNA, 5399 nt
Organism: Zalophus californianus (California sea lion)
Lineage: Eukaryota; Metazoa; Chordata; Mammalia; Carnivora; Otariidae
Gene: L3MBTL1
Product: L3MBTL histone methyl-lysine binding protein 1
Exons: 19
Coding region: 51-2342 (763 amino acids)
Biological process (GO): regulation of DNA-templated transcription
Cellular component (GO): nucleus
Molecular function (GO): protein binding; zinc ion binding
Source: RefSeq, a predicted model, not a curated record